AAUUACCUGCCAGUUAACAAACGUACUCCAGAAAACUUCGCCAAACAUUUCAACGAUGUAGGACUUGACAAGCUGGUAGCUUUCAUGAGAAUUCAGCGAAAUGUUGAGUGCAAAAAAGAACUUCAAAAUGAAGUGUCUGAAAUGAUUCGUAAUCAAGACUCCGUCAGAGAGAUUGGUGUUCAUUGUAAAGAACAGAUGAAACUGAACAAUUUAGAAGAAUUUGAAGUGACUGUUCUGUUAUGGAGAAGUUUGAUGGAUGCCGUUGAGUGGAAUAAGAAAGAAGAUUUAGUGGCAGAACAAGCACUGCGACAUCUCAAUACCUAUUCACCACUACUUGCUGAAUUUACAAGCCAGGGGAAAUCAGAAACAGCACUGAUAUUAAAAAUUCAGGAUUAUUGUUACGAUAAUAUGAAUUUUAUGAAAGUUUUUCAGAAGAUUAUUAUACUGCUCUACAAAUCUGAUGUAUUAUCAGAAGACGUGAUCCUGAAAUGGUAUCGUGAAGAUCACCUCGCCAAAGGAAAGAGUGUCUUCUUACAACAGUUACAGAAAUUUGUGGAAUGGUUACAGAAUGCAGAAGAAGAAUCUUCUGACGAGGAAGACUCGUAAAUAUUUUGUAACCUUGGCGACCACUGUCUAUGGAUGCAAACUGUUCCAGAUAGCCGGAAAACCGGAGGGUGCAACAAUUUAACCAAGUCGUCACAACCUUAUUAGUAUAUAUUAUUAAAAAAAAAUUGAAAGCUAA
Messenger RNA from Saccoglossus kowalevskii, 742 nucleotides. RefSeq names its product eIF5-mimic protein 2-A-like. Gene Ontology annotation, molecular function: protein binding. Gene Ontology annotation, cellular component: cytoplasm; membrane. The record is from RefSeq and is a predicted model, not a curated record. NCBI's taxonomy places the organism in Eukaryota, Metazoa, Hemichordata, Enteropneusta, Harrimaniidae.